Messenger RNA from Hylaeus anthracinus, 1673 nucleotides. RefSeq names its product eukaryotic initiation factor 4A-I (gene eIF4A). NCBI's taxonomy places the organism in Eukaryota, Metazoa, Arthropoda, Insecta, Hymenoptera, Colletidae. The transcript has 8 exons. The record is from RefSeq and is a predicted model, not a curated record. Gene Ontology annotation, molecular function: RNA helicase activity; RNA binding; ATP binding. The coding region runs from base 57 to 1328 and encodes 423 amino acids.
AUUCCUUGUGACGCAAUAGGAACUCGUCCUUUCCGUCGACCUACCGUGAGUGAAACAUGUCGCAUACGUUUGAGCGAAGAAGCGAUGACGAAUGGCAAGAGGACUCCAAAAAUGGUCCUAGUGAAAGUGAAGAGUUGUCGCAUGAUGGCCCUUCCGGCAUGGAUCCGGAUGGGAUCAUUGAGUCCAACUGGGAAGUUGUCGUAGACAACUUUGAUGAAAUGCACUUAAAGGAAGAGUUACUGCGUGGUAUUUACGCCUAUGGCUUUGAAAAACCAUCUGCAAUUCAGCAACGUGCCAUUCUUCCGUGUAUAAAAGGACAUGAUGUAAUUGCACAAGCACAAUCAGGAACUGGGAAGACUGCUACAUUUUCCAUUUCCAUUCUACAACAAAUUGAUACCAGUCUCAAGGAAUGUCAAGCCUUGAUCCUAGCGCCGACUCGCGAACUUGCUCAACAGAUUCAAAAAGUUGUUAUCGCUUUGGGAGAUUUUAUGCACGCAGAAUGCCACGCGUGCAUUGGCGGUACCAAUGUACGUGAAGAUAUGCGGAAAUUGGAUCAAGGUGUUCACAUAGUAGUCGGAACACCGGGUAGAGUUUACGAUAUGAUUAGUCGACGAGCAUUGCGGGCCACCGGUAUCAAACUGUUUGUACUGGACGAGGCCGACGAAAUGCUCUCUCGUGGUUUCAAGGAUCAAAUUCACGAUGUAUUCAAAUUAUUACCUCACGAAGUGCAGGUCAUACUGUUGUCUGCUACCAUGCCAUCAGAUGUCUUGGACGUAUCAACAUGUUUCAUGCGAAAUCCGAUUCGUAUUUUGGUUAAAAGGGAAGAGCUCACGUUGGAGGGUAUUAAACAGUUCUUCAUCUAUGUCGAACGCGAAGAUUGGAAAUUUGAGACUCUUUGCGACUUAUACGAUACCUUGAGUAUUACGCAGGCAGUUAUUUUCUGCAAUACCCGGCGCAAAGUAGAUUGGUUAACGGAGAAUAUGCACAGCAAGGACUUUACGGUCUCCGCCAUGCAUGGAGAUAUGGAACAAAAGGAACGAGACCUCAUCAUGAGACAGUUCAGAACCGGAUCAUCUCGUGUCCUCAUAACUACUGACUUAUUAGCACGUGGUAUCGACGUUCAACAGGUCUCACUCGUCAUCAACUAUGAUUUACCUUCCAAUCGUGAAAAUUACAUUCACAGAAUCGGACGAGGUGGUCGUUUCGGCCGCAAAGGAGUGGCUAUUAACUUCGUAACUGAGGACGACAAACGGGCCUUGAAGGAUAUUGAACAUUUCUAUAACACUAUGAUUCUUGAAAUGCCAUUGAAUGUCGCAGAUUUAAUUUAAAUCUGGCUAUUGGCUAUAAUUCAUUAUAAUUAAAAAAAAAGAAAUAAAAGCAAUUUUGAGCGGUCCAGAAAUGAAGGAGAUAUUUUCGAAAAUAAUUACCAAAUUGCAUGAUUCGGUCUAGAAGUUUUGUAAAUCAAUUAAGUUUUUAAUUUCUUCUAAUUGGUGGGUUAAUAAUAAUAAUCAAUUUAUUUAUAUGCUUGCAUAAAUUAUUCUGAAUGAUUAUGGAACAUUUCGUAUAAUUUUAUAUCUUGUUAAUAAAACGAACUAUGAAAAUACGUUUCACCUCCUUGGUGUGUAUUUAUGUGUUUCAUUGGGAAUAAAAUAUUAGUGCUUAGUAUUGUGAGA